UGAAUGGGAAAGAUCGCGUGGUGUCAGUGUAAACCAACAGUACGAUUCAGCGUCCGAGAAUUCCUCCCCCUUUCCCCCCAGUCACUUACACACGUACAUUAUCUAUUUUCAUGGUGUGGCUUGCGUAGUGCUUUUGUCCUUUUCAUCUUAAUAGUUCACGGGGUUUAGAUGAUAUCUGUCAUAUGGAUGUUCAACUAACAUUUGUAGUACCGCUGUAAAUGUAUUGUGGAAUCGGUGCUUUGUCAAAAUGGAACAAAGAAGACCUCAUCAAUGGCUGGAGCGUCAUGUGGAAAUCUUCCUCAUUGCCCUAUCGCUUGUUUUUGGGAGAAUGGUUUUGGCACAAGUACGCUACUCGAUCUCUGAAGAGCAGAAGGACGGAGCUGUUGUGGGAAAUAUUGCGAAGGAUUUGGGUAUUGAUCACAGAACAUUAAAGGAGCGAGGAUUUCGCAUCGUCUCGACCUCAGGCGAGUCAUUGUUCAUCGUCAACCAAAAUGACGGUGUGUUGUAUGUGAACGGUAAAAUAGACAGAGAGGAGGUGUGCGAAAGAUUCACCCCGUGUUUAAUCAAUCUAAAAAUCGCUUUAGAAAAUCCACUCGAGAUUCAUUACGUGACUGUUGAUAUAAUUGACGUAAAUGAUCACGCUCCGAAAUUCCCGGAGCAUGAAAAGCGCUUAGAGAUUGGUGAAUCGGUGCUUCCUGGUGCGCGUUUCCAACUUCAGGCGGCGCGCGAUCCAGAUAGUGGCAGCAAUUCAGUCCAGAUUUAUAAAUUGAGCCACACCGAAUAUUUCCGUAUUGACAUCAAAGACCGUGACCGAGACGGCAAAGUUCCCUUUUUGAUUUUACAAAAGCCACUCGAUAGAGAGAUUACAAAACGUAUAGAAUUGCAAUUAACUGCUUUAGAUGGAGGCAGACCGCCAAAGUCUGGAACUAUGGAGAUAAAGAUAGAUGUGUUAGAUAUAAAUGACAAUGCACCUGUUUUUACCAAAGAUACUUACAGCGUAAUUCUAAAUGAAAACACGCCUGUGGGUACAACAGUAUUAAGGGUAAACGCAACCGAUUCAGACGAAGGUCAUAACGGUGAAGUAGUUUAUUCACUAGGACAUAACGUAAAUGAUAAAGUAUUUGAUGUUAACCCAAUUACUGGAGAUAUUACUGUAAUAGGUAUUUUGAAUUUUGAAGUUAAAGAUGUAUAUGAGAUAGAUAUUCAAGCCUCAGACAAAGGGAUUGUGCCUCUAACAACAGAUAAAAGUGUAACUAUAAAAAUUGCAGAUGUAAAUGAAAAUGCCCCUCAGAUAGAAGUGACAUCAUUUUCAAAAACUGUUCCUGAGGACUCUAAACCUGGCACAACAGUGGCUUUAAUAAGUGUAUCUGAUUUAGAUUCUGAAAUAAAUGGCAGAGUUUCAUGUUCUAUACCUGAGGACAUACCCUUUAAAUUAAUGCCUUCAUCACAAGAUAAUACAUACUCUUUAGUUACUACAUCAACUCUUGACAGAGAGACAAUAUCUCACUAUGAAGUCAUAUUAGUAGCCAAAGAUGCUGGGCAGCCACCUCUGUCUUCUGUCAAAACUAUAACUGUGCAGGUGUCAGAUGUAAAUGAUAACAGCCCAGAGUUCAGUUUUUCUCCCUAUGCGUUUUAUAACGACAAUGUUCCAGUGAUCUUAUAUCCAGUCAGCGCUAACGGUUCUGCUGAGGGUGUGGAGGAGAUUCCUCGCAAUGUGAACGCAGGUCAUUUGGUGACUAAAGUCAGAGCCUAUGACGCAGAUAUUGGAUACAACGGCUGGUUAUUAUUUUCACUGCAGGAAGUUAGUGAUCACAGUCUCUUUAGUUUGGAUCGCUAUACAGGACAGAUAAGAACCCUUCGCUCAUUCACAGAAACAGACGAGGCCCAGCAUAAACUGGUCAUACUGGUGAAAGACAAUGGGAACGUUUCUCUGUCAGCAACAGCGACUGUGAUUGUCAAAGUUGUGGAGCCCAAAGAGGCUUUUGCAGCUUCUGAUGUUAAAAACGCAGUAAAAGACGAGGAGGAAAACAACGUGACAUUUUAUUUGAUCAUCACACUGGGCUCUGUGUCAGUGCUUUUUAUCACCAGUAUCAUCGUGUUGAUUGUAAUGCAGUGCUCUAAAUCUACUGACUAUUCAUCUAAAUAUUUACAAGAUACAAAUUACGACGGGACUCUGUGUCACAGCAUUCAGUACAGAUCUGGAGACAAACGGUACAUGCUAGUUGGACCCAGAAUGAGUAUCGGCUCUACUCUAGCACCUGGCAGUAAUAGGAAUACUCUAGUGAUACCAGAUCGCAGGAGAAGAGAUUCUGAAGAGGUAAGAGAAUACAAGGUUUGAUAACGUCUAAUUCCAUUAGAUAAAUAUUAACAGCUAUUAAUUGGUUUAUGCUCCUCAUUGUGGAGGGAUCAGUUUAUUUUAUACAUUUUGUGCAUUUAUUAUUUUUAAUUUGACCAUCUCUUUUUGCUUCUCAUUCAGUUUAUUUAUUUUGCACCAUAUUUUUUAACAUUUGGAUUAAUAUUACUGUAUUUUGUGCAAUACAUUUACUUUGGUUUUACAGAAGAUGUCUUCUGUUUAUGUUUAGACAACUUGAAUAAUUUUCAUUGGCACUGGACCGGAAAGGGAACCUUCCAAAGUAAUUUGCAAAGACCUAGAGGUGACAGUAGAUGUUGAAACUGUGUAUUGGGUUUGUGAUUUUAGCAAAGUAAAAAACUGGAAACUUGUUAGUAUUGUUAUAGCAUGUUGAAUUACUGUAACGCCAAUGGU
Molecule: messenger RNA, 2764 nt
Organism: Triplophysa rosa
Lineage: Eukaryota; Metazoa; Chordata; Actinopteri; Cypriniformes; Nemacheilidae
Product: protocadherin gamma-C4-like
Exons: 2
Coding region: 248-2338 (696 amino acids)
Biological process (GO): homophilic cell-cell adhesion
Cellular component (GO): plasma membrane
Molecular function (GO): calcium ion binding
Source: RefSeq, a predicted model, not a curated record